Messenger RNA from Bemisia tabaci, 1313 nucleotides. The record is from RefSeq and is a predicted model, not a curated record. Lineage: Eukaryota; Metazoa; Arthropoda; Insecta; Hemiptera; Aleyrodidae.
CUGUUCCUCCCGCGGAUUUGUUGAACCCCCAUAUGUGCACCACCAGAGCAAGAGCAGCGUUUCGCUAAUCACUGAAUUUGCAAAAUGAUGAAACUGUAAGAGCGUGAAAAACCAACUUUCCAUUUCACCGAUUGGCACCCUCAUACAACCAGCAACCAUUUAAGUGCCGUUCGUUUAGGCGCACUUCUGAGUCGAUUUCCAAGCAUCCCCUGCUCCUCGUCUGUGGGAUAGCCGAGCCCGCAUCUUGUGGACUUCAGUGUUUGAUCAAUUUUUUGUGAGCCACCGUCUAUCAAGACUCAUUUCGGGGUCUAGCUCGAAGUGUUAAGUACAUCGUACAACUGCCGACGCAGAGUGGAGUAGCCAGCUUCGUUUCCUUGCCAAUAAAAGCUAGUCGAAUAACUAUGAAGAGCUUUAUCACCUUACUGAUCCUAUGCUCGGUUGUUCAGAUCAAAAGCUCGGCCAUUAAGAGAGAGGCGAAAUAUCCACGGUUUCAGCGUAGCUGCUACAGGAACAUGCCAACUGGGGAGCUAGAUGACUGCCUUAAGUUCAAUUUUCAGCAGAGUCUCCCAACCUACAGAUCUGCUGGAAUUCCAGGCAUUAUAAACGGAAGUAUUGACCCUCAUACAUGGCCAAGAUUUUAUCACUACUUUGGUGGAGCUUUGAUUCAAGGUAGCCUGACUAUUUCGGAUGCCAAAAUGUGGGGAUGGUCAGCCCUAAGGGUGUUGCAAGUUCGAACAAAUGUGAAAAAUCCUGAGAAAAUGCUGGUUGACAUGGACUUCAAAGUUCCAAAGUUAGACAUGUUUGGCCAGUUCAAACUAGAAGCUAGACUGGGUGCUGCCAAGUUUUAUGGCGAAGGACCAUUUUGGUUAAACUUAACUGGGGUUAGCGGAACGUGGAAGGUAUCAGGGAGCAGGGAAAGAGGUGCGCCCUACAUGGAGAUCAAAAGCUUCAAAGGCAGACCCUCAAUCGAGACCUUCAAACUGAAAGCUAAGGGGGCCGCUCUUGGCAACGAACGGCUAAGCAAUCUGGUUAUAGCUACCAUCAAUAGGGGCUGGAGAAUUUUCCACGAAAUUGCUAAUCCCGCCAUCGUACGAGAAUGGGGAAAUUACUGCACAGAAAAUCUCAACAGGGUUUUCAAGUCUGUGCCAUACGAUGAGCUCUUUCCCCUUGAUAGGGAUACCUCCGAAGUUUCGUCUUAUAACAACUGAAAGUCUAGAAUUAAUUCUUUAAUCGCUUCGGAAUAUUAAUUUUUAUAUUUUUUUACUGAACUGAGAAAAACUAUUUUUAAGAAUAUUUGAAUACGAAUAAAAAAA